AUGUGUGUAGGUGAAUAUGCUGCUAAAUUUCAUGAAUUGAUGAAAUACUGGCCUCACUAUCAACAUAAUGAUGGAGAGGAAGAUCUAUGUGCUCAAUUUGAACAUGGGCUUAGGCCAGAUAUUCGAGCUGCUGUUAGUGUAUUCCAGCUGACAGAUUUACCCACUCUAGUGAGUAAAUGCAGAAUAUUUGAAGCCAAUACUAAGGGUAAGACAGUGGAUACCAGAAUCGGUGGUCCUGUGAGGCAAGACCGAAGGCCUCCAAGAUUUUCUAGAGGACCUUACUCUAGUCCAAAUCAGUCUCAAGUGAAGGGGACUGUAUCUCAAGAAGAUAGUAGUGGUGGUUCAGGUUCUUUCAGAAGGUCACUAAAAUGUUUCAAGUGUGGUGGACCUCAUAUUAAAAAGAAUUGUCCUCAACUUCCACCAACAUGUGACAUUUGUGGGAAAAUGGGACACUCUGCUAGUGUCUGUUGGUCUGCUCCACAAAAGAGCGGAAGCAUGAGUGUGGAACAAAGACCUGAAUCUAGAGCAAGCACUGGAACAAAGCCAAAUGUGAAAGGCAAAGUUUUUGCUAUGAGUGGAGUCAAGGCUUCAAAAUCAGAGGAGCUUAUUAGAGGUAAAUGUAUCAUAAAAGACUGA
This is a messenger RNA of Abrus precatorius (Indian licorice), 636 nucleotides long. RefSeq lists its product as uncharacterized. The record is from RefSeq and is a predicted model, not a curated record. The transcript has a single exon. Bases 1 to 636 code for a protein of 211 amino acids. Lineage: Eukaryota; Viridiplantae; Streptophyta; Magnoliopsida; Fabales; Fabaceae. Gene Ontology annotation, molecular function: zinc ion binding; nucleic acid binding.